GGCGGCCGCGGCGCAGCAGCAUCGCAGCACCGCAGCGGGGGUCCCCAACCACCGCCGGUUGCCGGAGGAGCCCGGCCAGAUUAAUUUCUUGGUUGUGAAGAAGUGUGAGCGCCUCGUGCCCUAAUGGGGGACUCAGGAUCCAGGCGAUCAACUCUAGUGUCUCGGUUGCCAAUAUUCAGAAGAAGUAUUAGCCGGAGACAUGACUCUCUCCCUUCUUCACCUUCCUCUGCCAGCACUGUGGGUGUGCACACCUCCUCCCCAUCCAGCACUAACUCCAGCUCAGGGAGCACAGGCAAGCGCCGGAGCAUAUUCCGAACUCCUUCCAUUAGCUUCCAUAACAAAAAGGGGGUGGAGCAAAAGCCUGAUGCUGCCAGCCAGAAUGUUAACGUCUCAAAUGGCGCCCAGCCCUCUCUCAGUACUUUUCAAAAACUGUGCCUGGAGGAACACAUUAAAAGCAGAGGAAGGCAUUCGGUUAGCUUUGGCAGUUCGCGUAGCAAGAAGAUAACAAGGUCUUUGACAGAUGAUUUCGAAAAAGGAAAGGAAUCUUCAGCUAAUAAGAAUGUCUUCAUAAAUUGUAUAAGCUCUGGCAAAAACGAGGGUGACGAUUCUGGCUUUGUGGAGGAACAGAGCCGCUACUCUGUCAAACAGUCCACACGAAAACUUCUCCCUAAAUCUUUCUCAUCGCACCACAAGUUUUCCAAACCGGUUCCACAGAGUCAAUCAGUUUCUUCUGUGCAGCAGACUGGGUGCGUGCUGGAGAUAAAAUCCUAUGUUGAAAGUGAGCCAGUGAUUGCCACGUCCUCUUCUCCGUGCUCAGCUGAGGUGAUGGAGUGCAUGGGGAGUGCUUUGCAGUCUCCACUGCUCUCGGCUGACCUCACGGCUGUCCAGACCCCCUCUGACUUCAUAACCUUGACGGAGGAUUCUGUUUCAGAGGUUGAUGCUCUGCCCAGCAGUGGGAAUGGUGUGCUGCUAGCAGAGGAUUUUGGCCAUAGUGUCUCUACCUCUCAGAUAAUCUUUAAUCCUGCUGCUGUUCCGGUGAAGGAAAUGGAUUAUGUGGGAAGUCCUUGCCAGUCUGCUGCUGUAUCUCCUGCAAGUCAUGCAAGCUUGUGUAGUGUUGAAUCUAAUACUUUGUUCAAAACUUCAGCUGCUAAUCAAACGAAAGUAUCAUUGCAAGCCAAUGAACUACAUGUUACAGAUGCCAGGCACAAAGGAGAAAUGAACUCAGCAAAGGUGAAGUUAGAAACCUUUGCAUUACAGCAUAAAGAAGAACUGGGGAUGCACUCUCCAGCAGCUAAGGAGUUGAGUGGGGACCAAGAGGAAAUCACGUUCUCCAAGCACAAGAGAGAAACAAUUCCUGUAACAGAGCCUAAGAUUAUUCAGUGUUCUGAAUCUCAGUCCUUUAAAACGCAACAGGGAUAUGAAACAAACCAUCCUAACGUUGAUCUUGCCAAUAGCUUCAGUCCAUACCGAGAAGGCAGAUUUAUUGAGAAGAGACUCAGAUCCUCCUCGGAAGGCACUGCUGGAAGCAGUCGACUGAUCAUAAAACCAAAGGAUGGCAAUGCAGAAGAACUUAACAGCCUACGGAAGCAGAGAGCAAGCUCAUCCUCUUCAAAAAUGAACAGCAUGGAUGUUUUGAAUAACUUGGGUUCCUGUGAGUUAGAUGAAGAUGACCUAAUGCUUGAUUUGGAGUUCGUAGAAGAACAACAUCACCAUCGUACUGUUUGUCGAGAAGACUCGUACCAGUCAAUAGUCUCAUGUGCUGCUGUAGUACUUACCCCAACAGUGGAUACAAGGAAGAAAGAACAGAUGCCAAAACCUGAAGCGUCUAAACAGAACCUCUCUUUGAAACUGUCGAAGGAGGUAGAACAAGGAGAAGCCAGGUAUCCCCGAAUUAGCCAGCUGGCUGGCAGCCCAUCUGUGGAGUGGCCUUUUACUGGUUUGGAAGAAGGUGGAGGCAUUGAAUCUUUGCCCUUCAGACUGAUGCUGCAAGAUUGCACAGCUGUAAAGACAUUGCUACUGAAAAUGAAGAGGGUUCUUCAGGAGAGUACAGACAUGAGUCCAGCUAGCAGCACCACCUCACUCCCUGUUAGCCCUCUUCCCGAAGAGCCGUUAUUUUUUAAGGAUGGAAUAAAAGAUGAAUGCUCAGUGCUGAAGCUGCAGCUGAAGGAGAGAGAUGAACUCAUAGCCCAACUUCGUGAGGAACUGGAAAAAGCUCAGUGUUUGCAGAAGGCUUUUGCUUCCCAGGCAGAUAAAUCCACACAGACAGAACUUUUUGGCCAUGAUGCUACAUAUCCAAACAGAAUUGUGAGCCAAAAUCUCAGCACAAGGGACAGAAAGUCAGCACAUAUUCCCACCGAGGACCCUUUUAGAUACUCAAACAGCCAAGCAACGGCCUAUGAAAGCAAGAGCUGUCAACUGUCUAAUUUGUGUCUGAGCAACCUCCUGAAAGAGAAGGAGAUAGUGGAAGUCAUCAAGCAUACUAGAGGAGCCUACGAAGCCCUCACUUCGGAGGCCACCCAGAAUGGUUUGGCCACCACGGCACCUAAAACAGCAAAGCCUGCAUCUCAGACAGACCGCUACCCACCAUUCUCAGGAGCUCCAAAAGACCAUACUGCUGUACCUCAGCAGCACACCACUUUCACAGGCAGACUUGGACAGCCUCCAAGGGGACCCAUCUCUUUACAUAUGUACAGCAGGAAAAAUGUUUUCCUUCACCACAAUUUACACACAACAGAGCUGCAGACUUUAGGUCAACAAGAUGGGUAGCAAGGUUCUUGUCUUCUUGCCAUAGAGUGUGAGUUCACUGCAAGGAAACAUAAGCUCACACAGAGCUGAAUAAUAAGUUUUUACCUACUGCUACCUUUACUUGAAAAAAAUAAAUUAAAAAUUAAUGUUCUCUAGGUUUCAUACUUUCCCAUCUGGAACUGUAGGAAAAGGGUAAACUAGAUUGCUACAUAACUAGGUUGGUUUGUCACACAAAAGUCACUAUGGUAGAAUAAAAGGGACUGUUGGGCUGGCAUUGCUGGUCCAAAGUUGGCUGUUUUUUUUUUUUCUUUUGUUUCUAGAAAGCCGCUAACAUCCCCUGAAGUUCUAGAAAGUGGUCUUAAAUAAUAGUGUAUGCUUAACAAUGUUACUGUUAAAGUAGAUGUGAGGAAUGAAUAGAUAAAUAAUUUGUAAACCCUACUGAAUUACAUAGAGAGUAAAAAAAUAAAGAGUAAGAAGUCUCUGAACCUCUUAAACCUACAGUGAAAUUUGCUCAUUUGUAGAUGUGUGUUACCACUUCUUGCUGUACAUGUUUAAUCAAGGCCUCAUGCCACAAUUAGAGGAAGUGACAUUUCUUCAUCUACAAGAAAGAUCACAGAGGCUCACUGGGUAAUUGAAUCAGAAUAAUUGGAACAGAAAGUAAGGAUGACAACUUGAUUUCUCAACCUUCUUUUUCCUCUCCCUACCUUUUUUUAGCUACAUUUGUUCUGGUCUUUUUGUUCUGCAAGCACACAUCACAUUGAGGUGAUGGUUGUUCUCUGCAGACGCUAUAUCGCUCAUGACACAAUGUCACAGUCUAUGUUACCAGGGCUGCUCUGAAAGUAAUGCUUCCUGUUUUAUUAUGUUAGCAUGUGGUAUCAGAAGUGGAUGUUAGUGGUAUGAUAGAGGUUGAUCCUUUCCAACAGUAUUCCAUUACAUUUUGUUGCCAUGCAACAGAUGGCAGCAGAAGAGCAAUCUGAAAAAAUGGUGUCUGAUGGAAGUAUACACAAAGCAAAGGUGUAUGAAUUCCUUCAUGCGGAAAAAAGGCACCCACUGACAUUUAUCGAUCCUCACUGAGCAGUUAUGGAGACAAAACAGGGCAUGUGAGCACAAUGAGGUUAUGAGUGAUGUGCUUCAGCAGUAGUGAUGGCAACAGUGGUUUACCCCUGCUGGUGCAGAUGUUUAGGAGCAUUGCAUGCAGGCUCUUGUUCAUCACUGGUAAAAGAUGUAUAGCUAAGGGUUGAAAACUAGUACUGUGUAGCUGAGAAUUUGCUCUAUCAAAUAGUGUUAUUGUGCUCUUUGUAUCUAUUGUAGUUUCCAUGGAGAUAAAAAGCAUUCCUUUCAGAGCAGCCUCUAUAUAAUGGAUUGUAUAACUUCAUUUCACUUGCUGAAUUAAAAAAAAAAAAAAAAAAAAAAAAGUGAAAGAUUAUAUUAAGUGAAAUUAUCAUAUUACUGAGUCUAAACUAUCUGUGUAAAUCGUAAUUUCUGUGGACCAUAUCUGCACUUCAUGGCAUAUAGUAACUCAGUAGGUUUGCUAGUCUUGACAUGUUAAAUGCAAGUGAGAUGAAGCAAAUACUACCUGACAUGCAGCUUGCUGAUCUCAUGGGAACAUGAAUUCAUUUGAUCAUGCUACAGAACCCAAAGGCUUGUCAGCACCAGAAGAACUGGUUCUCCCCUUUUAUAGGGCUUGAAAACAAGUAUCAUGGACAGGAUGCUGUAAACAUGUGGUACAUACUGAACAUGACAGUUUGCAACCUCUCUUAUGGCAGCUAAUCUGUUUGAAUGAUAUUAGGAUGUAUAGUUAGUAGCUUAUAAAUAAUCUGGAUGUUUAAAUAUGACUGAGGCAGAUCUGAGACAAGUCACACCUCUGUUUAACUGGUGAUAGAUAAUGAAAGGCAAGGGAAUAGCACAUUCUCACACAAAGAAACAAACUAGUGUGAUAACUAAAGUAGCAAACGAUGCCAAAAGAUUUUGUAACUUCUAGUAACUUUUAAAGGUAAGUGACACAGGGCAUAUAAAAGGAAUUAAUGAGACAAAUCCUACCUAAUGUUAAACAUAUCUCCUAAACUACUUAAUAUUUAGAUGAAGGCAAGGGUUGGAUACGUUAACAAUUAGAUUAUGAGCUUGACAGAUAUUCUGCGAAGUUCAGCAGCCUAACCUUUCAGAAUUCUAUUUCUUGAGGGUUUUAAUUAGAGCAGAGGAAAUUGAAUAAUGUUAUCUGAUGUUGAAAAGACCCAGUUUUGUCUAAGUAUGUUAUGAUGAUAAUUUUGAGUGUCCUGAGCUGGAUACAUAAGGAUCAGUAUAAGCAUUUGCCAAACGUUUUUUGUGAUUUUAUACAUUUAUGUGUAUAUUGCCAUUGCCAAAAUAGAAAAAAAAAUUGCAAACACAGCUUGACCGAAUUAACUAUGGGUUUUAAAGACUCAUAGGCCUGCACUGAAACUGAUAGUUUAAACUCUACCAAAAAGAAAUAGUAAUGACAGAAUUUCACUAUUAAGACUUAUCUUUUUCUCUAAGCAGUCUCUUACAGUCAUGGUAGAUUGAAAGCACAGUUAGUUAUUGAUAACAAUAUAUUUCAGUCUUGCUAAUCUCAAGAAUUGAUGUAUGCAAUUAUAUUUCAGAUCUGUACAUAAAUUAACAUAUAUUGCAAUCAAGGGUAUUUUUUCCAGGACACAGAUAUGCAACAACUACAUUUAAAAACAAAAUAAUAAUAAAA
Messenger RNA from Centrocercus urophasianus (Greater sage-grouse), 5455 nucleotides. It is a transcript of the gene CCSER1, whose product is annotated as coiled-coil serine rich protein 1. The record is from RefSeq and is a predicted model, not a curated record. Lineage: Eukaryota; Metazoa; Chordata; Aves; Galliformes; Phasianidae. Bases 124 to 2766 code for a protein of 880 amino acids. The transcript is spliced from 10 exons.